AUGAAAACCGCACGUGCGACAAAGCAGGUGCGUGCGCGCCGGGAGGACCGGAGCCCACUUCUUCCCGUGGCUCGGAUGCGAGCCCGGGAGCUGCUCACUGGUGGUUCAACUGGUCCUGGGAAGGGCCGGCCGACCCGAAAGCCAGUACCGCCAAACGAGGCGAUGGUACUUCCGGCUCCUGGCCGGAGUACUCUGGGAAAUAUGGGAAGGAGGCCUGACGUGGUGCGGGACCUUGCGCGCUUCUAUCGGCUUAGCAGCCCGGUGGACCUACUGGCUGGCCACCGCCACCAUUGUUUUGGGGAUGCUGCAGCUGACCUAUUGGACCUACGUUUGGGUGGACAACAACUCCCCUACGACCUCCUGGUGACUGACGGAGUCGCCGUGGCCAGAAUGAGGCAUGGAGCCAUCCGAGGCCGCACCAACAGACAUGGGUUCCUUUGCCGCUGCGACAGCGUGCACGGGGCCUCGCAUAGGCGCGGUCCGCGCCCGGGUAGCGAAGAAGAUCGUACCCCACGACGCGACCUUUCCGAGACAGAGUCGGAGGAGGAAGAUAACCCGUGUCAAGCGGAUGCCAUUGCUUGGAAGGAGGGCACGCAGAUCAAGAGGCUCAGCAAAGAGCGCUGUAAAGACGCUGCGUGCACCUGGGUUAAGCUCCUCAAUGACGAUGGGAUUCAGAGCAGUGGCGGUGAGCUGCAUUGGGACGGCUUACAAGCCAGCUGCCAGCUUUGCGCGAGGCACCAAGACGAGGGUUAUGCCUUAUCCAAAUCCCGCAGAGCUUGCUCUGUAGAAGGAUGUGAAAAGGCAGCCCAGACGGAUGUCACGCCCAAGCGCGGCGCGCAAAACGAGGCCGCGGAGCUGCGUGGAAUUUCCUCCCCUCCGCGUUUGAACGGGGCUACAUCAGAUGCAGUACACUUGCUGCCGGAGGCUACCGUUGAGGACCAGGUCUUGUCAGGUCUUACGUGGGAGGAAAUUGCGGGCAUUCCAGAUGAGGAAAUGAGGAAACGGGCAGUCUCGCUCAAACAGAGGGGCUCUUCUGAGGCCUCGCGCCCAAGUGAAGCGCGACGAAAACCUACCCGGAGCGAAGAUCCGGAGUUGGGCCAGGCGCUCUUUGAAUAUCUGGAAGCUCGGCAAUUAGGUGGUGCCUUGGGAACGCCGGAGGUGCCGACCCAGCCUAGCGUUGGCAAUUAUGGGCUAACGCGCCCAACUCCCCAGUCUCUCUUUCGGCCCAACCCAGCGGGGGAGAACCACGGCGGCCGAACGGAUGCGGUAGAUGCCCUUGCUCAUGCCACGCGGGCUUUCCGAGCGGGAGCAUACACCGACGCGGAGGCCCCUGCCGCGGACGAAACUACGAAGGCGCUCCAAGCCAUCGCCAAGAGCCUCACCUCUAAGGAAGACGCCCUCGCGCAGGACCGAGGCAAGCUGGCAUCGAUUGGACGGCUGGAAGAACGGAUCGUCUUUUUGCUGAGGGGGUGUGACACUUUGAGUGUCACACUGUGUCCCGGAGUGGUCGGGAAGGAACUCUUCCACGCGUUGCGUAUCGCGGGUACUCAGGCGAGACCGCAGCUCAGAAGGAUCGAGUUCCCCUGCAACAUCCAGAACAGACACAGUUAUGGGUUUGCGGCUGUCCAGAUUGGAGGCAAGUCCCCCAACACCAUCCCGGAGUACUGCCUUUCGGCUGGGGACUUUCCGCUGACCUCUGAAGAAGACUUUGACAAUUACGGCGGCACGCCCGAUCUUAAGCUUGAAAAGAAAGGGCGCUACCCCAACACCCUCACGUCCUGGUUCCGCGCCGCUCUUCGCCAGUCCUGGGCCUUCGCGUGCCUGUUCGGUGAAGAGUACUAUCCUGUGCUGGAGAAAGAUGAAACCCCCACAUUUGCUCGCCUGAAAGUCUUUGCCCUGUCUCCCGGGCCGGAUGGCCAGCCGUGGCUGCAACUUCCGGGAACCUUUCGGCUUGACGAUGAGACCCAGUACUUUUGUACUGACAUGCUACCGCGCAUGCAGAGGCAGUUGUCGCGCGCCUGCUGGGCCGGCGCGCAGAAAAGGGGGGCUGGUGGAGGCGGCCGCGCUGCCGGUGGGGGAGAGCAAGCCGAGGCUCGAACCGAGCCUGGCGACGCUCCUGCCCCACCGCGAGGCGGCCGGGCGGGAAGCGAUGCCGCUGGUGGGGCUGGGCCACCCAAGCUGUUGGGACCCGGCCUCACCCCAAAGGAGGCUUCCAGAUCACUGGACCACCGACCGAAGGAUCAGCAGGGCCAGUACCUUUGUUGGGACUACCUUGGCCACAGGGGAUGCAACAAGGGCAGCGCUUGCCCGCAUUCACACAAGGCCAUACCGAAGUGGACCAGCUUAGACUAUACUGUCCAGCUGCAACUUCUCCGUCGGGGCGGCCUCCGAAACUCAAAAGCCAAAACCUCGGAAGAGGUGGAAAGGGAGUUUACCCGCAUUCGGGCUGAGCAGGCCGCAAAAGCUGCAGCCUCCAAGCAGGAGGGCAUCGCUGCUGCCAAGGCCAAAGCUUCCACUACCCAGAAAGCCGGUCAGGCCCAGACAGGAACUGGCAACGGCACUGCCGAGGGGGCCUCCAGGGCAGGCGAGAGGACGCACGAGGACGCCUUGACGGAAAGAUGGUGGCAGGACGUCGAUGCCAAUGCCGCGACCCUCACUCGCUCCAGCGCCAGCUUUGAAGAUACAGAGCGGGCCGCCCAUAUGCGAGAAGUCGAUGCAGCUGAGCAAAACCUUGGCCCUUACCCUUCUGGGCUGGUGGGAGUGUAUUUGCGUAACCGCUUGCUGAGACAGCGUGAGGAAACGAACCAGGCUCCGGGGCUUGACGAUGUUACGCAGCUCCUUGAAGAGGCGGUUGCCUUGGGUGGCCCCGAGCUCGCCGAGGAAGCUGCACGCCUGCUUGAGGCUCGCGGCUUGCACCGCAAAGCCGGCGAGUCCCCUGUUGUGCAGCUCUCUCCUGUUACCUGGAACUCGUCCAUUGGUGCUGGCACUCUCACGUGGAAUGGUGUAGGACAGUGGGCCAUGUUCGACUACCAGGACCAGCUGCAGAUACCGCCUGACUUCUGCGACCGGCUUGGGUUUGCGACUGCUGAGACGGAGCCCAAACAGUGCCUUUUGCUCCACGUUGCGGCCGCUUAUCUCAGUGCGCCCGGGGCGCCCCUGCCUGGCGCUGAGGCGGUACAGGAGCUCGCUGUGGAAUGGCGAGAGCGCUGGUCCUGCCAGGCGCGAGUUGUGGAGGACUCUCUGGGGCCCGUGCCUUCCCGGAUUACGCAAGCCGAAGCUGACGUCCGAGUGUUCCAUCACGAUUUGCUCCACUUCGGGCACGAUCGGGACUACCGCACUCUGGUCGCGCACCCGCUCGACGAAUGGGCGGAGCUGGGGUUGGCUGUGCUGCGCGUUGACGCCUAUAUGCGUCCCAGCGUCGAAGUGAUUUGCGGCAGCGGCUACAACGGCCUUGCAGAGCACACGCGUUGGGUGCUCAUUCAUCGGGGGCAUAUGCGCUUGUUGCGCCCAGACCAGCCUUGUGUGCCACCCCUUGGCAGCCGUGAAAUAGAAGCCGCCGGCUGGGAAGCCUACCUGGAAGGAGCCGAGGGCUCGCCUUUGCUCGAGGCCUCACGCCUCCUCCAGUGCUCCGCGCAGGACGCGGCGUGUCCACUGAGGUCUCUGCUGCCUUUGCUCCCUCCCGCGGGUCACCCUGUUCCGCUCUUGGUUUUCGGCACCGCGGACACCCACGUGUCUGCUGACGGUGCCUGGGGCCCCUUGCCCGACGCGGCCGCCGUUGCGUCGGCGAUUGUACCUCUGCGCCUUGCUGCUGCCCAGCUGCAGGCCGGCGGUCAUUGCGUCAUCGAGGCCCCCCUUUAUCGGCGGGCCUGGGCCGACAAAGCCACCCGCGUACAGCUCGCGGGGGCUGCGUGGCAUGCCGCGCGUCAGGCGGGGCGGCUGUUUGGUCUUGACCCGGGCGUCACUAUGCUCCGCGCGUCGUUUCAGUUCAGCCUGCCCGUGUCGGCCGUGCUUGCGGCCCUCUGCCCGGGCGGCGGGGGGGGAGAAGGAGACCCUGCUGCCAUUUUGGGCAAGGUUCAAAGACUACGAGAAUGCUUCGAGAGGGGCGACACUCACAGCGAUGUCGAGAACUAUGUCGAGAGCUCGGUCCGCUGGGGGAAGCUGUUCCCUCAGUCUGGCCCCUCCGUGGGACCGGCGCCCUCUUGGCUCCCAACUGAGCUUCCUAAAGAGACCGCAGAAGCCGCCGAGAGCUACCUUCGUAGCGUGCAUAAUGUGCCCUACUCGCUGGAGGCUGGAAACACGCUGUUGGGGCUCUGCGGUUCGCCUGGAGAGCAAGAGGGGAAGACCAUUUUUCGGGUGUGCCCAGUCUUGGCCACUAUCGAGUUUUCGGAGUUAAAGUGGCAGGCUGCUCCGCCGCACCCCGAGGAGAGGUUCUUCGGAGCAGUCUCCAGACAGGACAUCCAGACCGCCCUGCAGAGCAUCGCGGCGUCUUUGGGUGAGGACGCGCAGGCCUACACACCACACUCCUUGAGGCAGAUGAAGUUGCUGAUGAGAGUCUUGAGGCAGAGGCUUUAG
Molecule: messenger RNA, 4572 nt
Organism: Durusdinium trenchii
Lineage: Eukaryota; Dinophyceae; Suessiales; Symbiodiniaceae
Source: the annotation of a GenBank genome assembly